Schizosaccharomyces osmophilus is the source of this 1443-nucleotide messenger RNA. It is a transcript of the gene crt10, whose product is annotated as WD repeat protein Crt10, involved in ribosomal RNA decay. Gene Ontology annotation, molecular function: protein binding. The record is from RefSeq and is a predicted model, not a curated record. Lineage: Eukaryota; Fungi; Ascomycota; Schizosaccharomycetes; Schizosaccharomycetales; Schizosaccharomycetaceae. The transcript has 8 exons. The coding region runs from base 1 to 1443 and encodes 480 amino acids.
AUGGAUAAAGAAAUUUUAGUCAAUGAGUUUCUGAAUCGCCUAGAUUUCUCUGUCUGUAAAUUAUUUAAACUAGAAGAAAAGCCAUUUCAACUUUUCAGACAUUCCUUAGUUGCAUGUAGCAGGUUGAUUGACUACAUGUUUGUGGCUGUCGGAGAGGAUGUUUUCGUUUAUAAUCUGCUACCUUUUUCUCGAGAUUCAAAUGAGCCUGAACCUCUAAUUGUGCUUCCUUGUGCUCAUAAGUCUUCACCAAUACAGCAUGGCGAUCUCCUCCCGGGAAUGCCCAAUGGAAUCAAUCAUAUCCGAUGCGACCUUCUAGGUGAUUUGGAAUAUUUGAUCACUGCGACAGAUUGUGGGAAAGUCGCAAUGUAUGAUGUAAAAAACCUUCAAAGAGAUCCUAUGACUUUUUCGGUUGGUGCUUCUGCUUGGGGAAUUGCUCUUUCGUCGGAAAGGUAUUUAGCCAUCUCCUCUAACGCUCAUGUUAUCAAUAUUUUCAAUUUAUCUACAGAUUACAAACAAUGCAAACGUGAUUACCGUUCGCCUUGGUUUCGACAGGAGUCCUUAAAACUGAUAGAACACCAACACAAUAUUCCUUGCGUAUCAUUCAACUCGAAGGGGAAUUUGCUCUUAAGUGGAUCAAUUGAUCGGUCAUUACAGUUAUGGGAUAUUAAUAAGCUGUCUUGUUUGUCCAAAUUCCAUACUAAAGUGUGGAUAUGGUCUGUUAAAUUUGUUGAUAAAUUCGCCUUUACUUUCGUACCAACUGUGAAGGAUAAAAUUGAGACUUUAAUACCUGCCAGAACAUUUGGACAGACUCCUUGGAAUCCAUCGGUUUCCUUAAGUUUAGAAUCAUUUAUUUCCGAUGAAGAUGAUUAUGAUGACGAUGCCGUGUUUGAAGGUGAGUAUUAUGUGCAUAUGCACAAUGAAUCUCCGGAUAAUCUAAAAUCCUGUUUUCGUACGUUUGUACGAGAACCCCCAGAGGAACUCUUUGUUUUUGCGACCAAGUAUUCCGUUGUCUUAUGUGGAUAUCAUCAUUCUCAAAUCUAUCCUUUUGUGAGCUGUCGGAAUUGCUUCGAAGAUCCAUCUGCUAUACGGUUUGAGGGACUUCACAGAAUUAAUAUGAUGGAAUAUGUACCUCAAGUGCAGAGUCUCGUUUGUGCAACUCAAAGUGGUCAACUAUCAAUACUGAGGUUAAUCACAACGGAAAAAGUAAUCAGCGGUCAAGUUGUAUAUGCUUAUUCCUUCAUUCCACAAUUCAUAACUUUAAACAGAUAUGUUGAUACUUUAGUAUUGGGUAUGAGCGUCGCACCUUGGUAUCCGGGUAAUGAAGAUGAAUUCCAACGAUUUAAAAUUUUGCUAGUUUUGGUUAAUGGACAAGUUUUGACUGUCGAAAUACAGUUAUCGGAGGAUUCAUAUGCUACUAGCCAUGUUGGAAACAUUUUAAUCUGA